AUGAAUGAAGUUGAAGGGGGUGGUCAUAACGCCAAGAUCACUUUAGAAAAUGUCAUUUAUAGUAGUGAACCUAAAUACGCAAAUGUAACAGCAGUCAUUUGGAAGCACUUAGAUAAAACAUUUCUGAAUGUUUCAGCUGAAACAUUCGAAGAUUUGGAUAAAAUGGUUCUAACAUUCAAGUUUGCUGUCUCAAAUUCACAAAACUUUAAUGCGGAAAAUGUCAUUCUGACGUCGACAAUUACCUCGUGUAAGUUGAAUGAAGGAAAUCGUGACGCUAAAUUUUUACCAGCAUUUCUUACCAUGGGACCACCGAUCAAACAAACUGUAAAUGUGAAAUUUGAUGGAAAACUUUCAAGCACAAAAAAGCUUGUUCCACUUUUCACGUUUAAAGUUUUUGGCGAAAUAUCUCAUUAA
Molecule: messenger RNA, 414 nt
Organism: Clunio marinus
Lineage: Eukaryota; Metazoa; Arthropoda; Insecta; Diptera; Chironomidae
Source: the annotation of a GenBank genome assembly